AGUUCUUUCUGCCCCUGAUCUUUUCCAUUGUGAGAGAGGAAAGGAAUUGAAGAUGGCAACUGCAUCUGAGAAGAACAGCAUGUAUAUAGAAACACCGGAAGCUUUUGGAGAUGCAGGCAAAAACUUUGAUGACGACGGACGAAUUAAAAGAACAGGGACAUGGAUAACGGCGAGCGCGCACAUAAUAACAGCAGUGAUUGGAUCUGGAGUUCUGUCGCUUGCAUGGGCGAUAGCGCAGAUGGGUUGGAUAGCCGGUCCGGCGGUGCUGUUUGCGUUUUCUUUUAUAACAUAUUUCACUUCCACUCUUCUUGCUGAUUGCUAUCGCACCCCAGACCCUGUUCAUGGCAAUCGCAACUACACUUACUCUCAUGUUGUCAAAGCUUCCUUAGGAGGAAGGAAAUUUCAGUUUUGUGGAUUGGCUCAAUACAUAAACCUUGUAGGUGUAACCAUUGGCUACACUAUAACUGCAUCAAUUAGUAUGGUGGCGGUAAAAAGAUCGAACUGCUUUCACAAACAUGGACAUGAAGACAAGUGCUACAUAUCAAACAACCCUUUUAUGAUAAUUUUUGCGUGCAUCCAAAUUGUUCUUAGCCAAAUACCAAACUUCCAUAAGCUCUCAUGGCUCUCCAUUGUUGCAGCAGUUAUGUCCUUCGCUUAUUCUUCAAUCGGCCUCGGCCUCUCUAUAGCCAAAGUCGCAGGUGGUAGUAAUCAUGUACGGACAUCACUAACAGGGGUGGAAGUUGGGGUGGAUGUUACAGCAACAGAGAAGGUUUGGAGGAUGUUUCAGGCUAUUGGUGACAUUGCCUUCGCUUAUGCUUUUUCUAAUGUGCUUAUUGAGAUACAGGAUACCCUGAAAUCAAGCCCUCCGGAGAACAGAGUAAUGAAGAGAGCAAGUUUGAUUGGCAUUUUAACAACAACACUAUUCUAUGUGCUAUGUGGGACCUUAGGUUAUGCUGCAUUUGGAAAUGAUGCUCCAGGAAAUUUCCUCACAGGCUUCGGUUUCUAUGAGCCCUUUUGGCUAAUUGACUUUGCCAAUAUCUGCAUAGCUAUUCAUCUAAUUGGGGCAUACCAGGUGUUCGUGCAACCCAUAUUCGGAUUCGUAGAGAACUCAAGCAAAUCAAGAUGGCCAGAAAGCAAAAUCAUAAACACAGAGCAUUCUUUGAACGUUCCCGUUUUGGGAAGCUUAAACGUGAACUUGUUCAGAGUUUUAUGGAGAACAACCUACGUCAUAAUCACAGCAGUGGUAGCUAUGAUAUUCCCAUUCUUCAAUGACUUCUUGGGCCUCAUUGGAUCACUCUCUUUCUGGCCAUUAACCGUUUACUUUCCAAUUGAGAUGUACAUUAAGCAGUCAAAGAUGGAGAGGUUUUCCUUCACUUGGGUUUGGCUCAAGAUCUUGAGUUGGGUUUGCUUGAUUGUUUCUAUUAUCUCUGCUGCUGGUUCCAUCCAAGGCCUUGCUCAAGAUCUCAAGAAAUAUCAGCCAUUCAAAGCACAGCAAUAAUACUUCUUGCUGCUUCCUCUUUUUAUUUUGAGUAUAUACAUAAAAAGGUCGAUAUUUUCGUUUUCAAAAACUUUUUAUUACAUUAAGAUCUUUAAACUUUAUAAAAGUAAGAUAUAUAAUAAGUGCUUUCGUCACAUUUUUUAGAAUUUAUUUGUUUAAGAAAAAAUAUGUUUGAAUAACGUAAAAACUUAUAUGUCUUACUUUUCUUAAGUUCAGAGAUUUCAAUGUAAUAAAAAUUUUUUGAGGAUGAAAACUUUUUUAGGAACCUAUUUGAGUAUAUACUCUUUUAUUUGAAUGUUCUUUUAAUCCAUGCAAAAGUAAUACUUAGUUUCAGGCUAAGUUUUACUCUCCUCCCUUUUUUCAACUUUUUCAAUCUACAUGAAUGUAGUGUUAUCUAAUGAGUGUGGUUUUGGAUAUAGAGAUACAACACCCAAGGGGAGAGUGUAUGCCAUGAAUAAUAAUCCCCAAAAUGGCCGUAAGAGGAAAGUGUAUGCCAUGAAUAAUCCCUCAACAUGGCUGUAAAAUUAUAUACAGAUACCCUAUGAAAUAAGAAAAAGUUGAUUGUCGCCGUUA
This is a messenger RNA of Arachis duranensis, 2071 nucleotides long. RefSeq names its product amino acid permease 6. The transcript has 7 exons. Bases 53 to 1498 code for a protein of 481 amino acids. Gene Ontology annotation, cellular component: plasma membrane. NCBI's taxonomy places the organism in Eukaryota, Viridiplantae, Streptophyta, Magnoliopsida, Fabales, Fabaceae. The record is from RefSeq and is a predicted model, not a curated record.